GCACCGCCGCGCCGGUUAUUCAAGACGGGCAACGGGCGCCGUCGACGCGCAUCCGCCCCGGAACCGCACGACCUCCUUCCCCCAUCCCCUGUCGCAGUCCUACCCAAAUCCAGAUCCCGGAUGCCCUUCCACUUCGCCUCUCCCGCCAGACGCGCAGAUCAACCCCGAUGAAUCAACCACAACAACAAUACCAGCCGCCGCGGCGGACAGGGAUGUUCUCCUCGCAGCAUGACGAGCUGCACAUGCCGGCGAGCAUGACCCACCACAGCCAACAGAUGUCGCCCCGCGACUACUCGAGCGUCGGCGCCCCGCACAUCAAGCUCGAGCAGGUGUCUCCCAAUGUGCCAUCUUUGCCCAGCUACCAGUCUGGCGGGAACGUGCCCAAUGUGCUGCAACCGGGCGGAAUGAGUGCCCGACCGCCCGCAGUUUCGUCCAACACAGCGCCAACGCUGCCAGGGAUGCAACAGCAGCAGCCCGAAUACCAUUCGAAUCAACAUCAGGGAUCAAGCAAGCCGAAUUCGCUUAGUAUAUCCCACAACUACUCGCGUUCGAGCCCAUCCACUCCCUACGAGGGUGGCGGAUCGAGUUAUGUACCGUAUACGCCGACGACGCCUGGCGGCACGGGCAACUCGUCUCCCUUCACGUCUCCCACGGACAUGAAGUACAAUCCGUCGAGCACGCAACGGAACAUAUCCAAUACACCCCUGGGGCUCGCCGAUAUCCGGCCGCGUGCCGACUCGAGUCUUUCGGAUGGGUUGCCCGGGACGCCUGGCUACGAGGUGGCAGACAUUCGGCCACGAACCAGUAACUACAUGGCCCCUUGGGCACUGUAUGCCUUUGACUGGUGCAAAUGGGCGCCUCAGGGCAACAGUGCCGGCAAGCUUGCGAUCGGCAGCUACUUGGAAGAUGGGCACAACUAUAUACAAAUCCUCGAUGCCCAGCUCUCCACGACACCGUCAGAGGUCUACGUGCCUGGCGGGUCCAAGUGGUCUAUGGACUUUACAAGGAUCGCAGAAGCUACCCAUGCGUAUCCGGUGACACGCUUGCUGUGGGAGCCACCGUCGUCACAAAAGCAGUCCACAGACCUGCUCGCCACCUCUGGCGACCAUCUCCGGCUCUGGUCGCUUCCGUCUGAUACCCAUCCGGCCACCCCCGGGUCGUCGUCCAUAACAUCAAGAAACGGCCAAAACAUACCCAUAACGAAACUCACACCACUAGCGCUCUUGUCCAAUUCCAAGACGCCAGACCACACCGCGCCACUGACCUCCCUGGAUUGGAACACGGUCAACCCGAGUUUGAUCAUAACUUCCAGUAUAGACACGACGUGUACCAUUUGGGAUAUUCCGUCCCUGACCGCGAAGACCCAGCUGAUUGCCCAUGACAAGGAGGUGUACGACGUGCGGUUCUGCGCACAAAGCGUCGAUGUGUUUGUGAGCUGCGGGCAGGACGGCAGCGUCCGUAUGUUUGACCUCCGCAGCUUGGAACACAGCACCAUCAUAUACGAGCCUACGGGUAAAGAAGAGCGAGACUCCAACGGCGGCCGCAUGAGCCCGACCCUCGCUCAGCAAACUCUAACCCAUCCGCCGCCCCUUCUCCGACUGGCAACCUCGCCGCAUGACCACCACCUCCUCGCCACGUUCGCCCAGGAUUCGAACGUAAUCAGGAUCCUUGACGUCCGCCAGCCCGGCCAGGCCCUCUUGGAACUGCGUGGCCACGGCGGCGCCGUUAACUGCGUCGAGUGGUCGCCCCUGCGGCGAGGCACGCUCGCGUCGGGCGCCGACGACUGCCAGGUCCUGAUUUGGGAUCUGAUCAACAAUAACCAGGCGCCCAAUGGUGCGCCGGCGGGUGACAACGCCAGAAGUCCGGUGGCGAGCUGGCAGUGCGAGUACGAGGUGGGGAACCUAGGGUGGGUCCCACAUCUGGCGAGUACUGACUACGGCGAGUGGUUGGGUGUGAGCGCCGGACGCGGGGUUUGGGGAGUUAGGCUGUGAUUGGAGGAGAGUGCAUAUGAGUGACGACCGUGACGAGAUACAGGGACGAAGGUCCGGAAUGGACAGUGAUGGAUGAGAUGUGCUACAUGCGUCGCGGCAACGAUGGCAGGAGCGGCAGGAGAAAGGGGCAGGCGAGCAGGCAUGACACCUACGUACCGUAGAUAAGCCCGGUGUCUGGGAGAUGUUAUACAUCUGUGGGGAGCUUGUUACAUUUGCAGUUGGCUGUGGUUGCUCGGUUAUAUUUUCUGACAUGCAUUACUCCAACUGUGUUCAUGGGGCGGUAACGCAGGAAGAAGUUGGAUGCUUAUACCCGUGUAGGUAAAUACCUUGAAAAUGGGAAAGGGUGUAAUAUCCGGCCCAAUAUUCCCUCCUACCUA
Messenger RNA from Chaetomium strumarium, 2368 nucleotides. Its product is annotated as WD40-repeat-containing domain protein. Gene Ontology annotation, molecular function: protein binding. NCBI's taxonomy places the organism in Eukaryota, Fungi, Ascomycota, Sordariomycetes, Sordariales, Chaetomiaceae. Gene Ontology annotation, cellular component: nucleus. The transcript has 3 exons. The coding region runs from base 168 to 1991 and encodes 607 amino acids. The record is from RefSeq and is a predicted model, not a curated record.